Messenger RNA from Cyprinus carpio (common carp), 4785 nucleotides. Its product is annotated as D(2)-like dopamine receptor. Gene Ontology annotation, cellular component: presynaptic membrane; glutamatergic synapse. Lineage: Eukaryota; Metazoa; Chordata; Actinopteri; Cypriniformes; Cyprinidae. Gene Ontology annotation, biological process: adenylate cyclase-activating adrenergic receptor signaling pathway; adenylate cyclase-inhibiting dopamine receptor signaling pathway. Gene Ontology annotation, molecular function: dopamine neurotransmitter receptor activity, coupled via Gi/Go; G protein-coupled receptor activity. The record is from RefSeq and is a predicted model, not a curated record.
UGCCACGCGCUCGCAGUUACUGCUGGAUCAGAGAGCGGCGCUGCACCCGGCAUUCGCGCUCUUCUGCUGACAGCACGCACUUCAUGUAACUAUUGCAAACUGGCUUUUAAGUUAGAUGUAAGACUAGUAAUCUAAUAUACUUUGGCCAGUAUAAGAAAGACACUCACGUUUCACGAUCCACGAUUCAGUCAGUGAAAUUCUUUAGCAUCGUGAACACUGAACGCUCUGGCACAAACGAGUAUGGACAGUUUGAGACUGUGCUGGGAAAAGAUGCUAAACAUCAAGAAGUUGUGGAUAUAAACGGACAGAAGAACAGAGCUCAUUCUAAAUAUCCUAUGGCUUGAAGUUUCAGGCUUCUUCCCUGGCCACAGCUCAUGGAUUUCCUCACGGAGUAUCCCUACAAUGACACUUAUUAUGACAACGGGACCGGGGUUCUCAACAGCACAAGUUGUGAGGCCAAGCAUCAGUAUAACUACUAUGCCAUGCUCCUGACUCUCCUCAUCUUUGUCAUUGUCUUUGGCAAUGUGUUGGUGUGUAUAGCAGUCUCCCGAGAGAAAGCGCUGCAGACGACCACUAAUUACCUCAUUGUCAGCCUGGCGGUGGCAGAUCUUCUUGUGGCCACAUUAGUUAUGCCCUGGGUGGUGUACCUUGAGGUGGUGGGGGAGUGGCGUUUCAGUAAAAUCCAUUGUGACGUGUUCGUCACCCUGGACGUCAUGAUGUGUACAGCCAGCAUUCUUAAUCUGUGUGCCAUUAGUAUUGACAGGUACACGGCUGUUGCUAUGCCGAUGUUGUACAACACACGCUACAGCUCCAAGAGACGAGUCACGGUAAUGAUCUCGGUGGUUUGGGUGCUUUCAUUCGCUAUUUCCUGCCCCUUGUUGUUUGGAUUAAAUAACACAGCUACACGGGACGAUGCCAUAUGUGAAAUCGCCAACCCCGCUUUUGUUGUCUACUCCUCCAUCAUGUCAUUCUACGUGCCCUUCAUCAUCACCCUUCUCGUGUAUGUGCAGAUCUAUGUGGUUCUUCGUAAGCGUCGAAAACGGGUCAACACUAAACGGAGCUGCCAGAAGACAGACGCUGAUGCUCAGCCCCCUCACAAGGAAAAGUGCACAAAUCCUGAAGAUGUGAAACUGUGCACAGUUAUCAUUAAGACCAACGGAGGUUUACCUGCCAAAAACAAGAAAGCACAAUUAAUAAAGGAAGUCCUGCACCAGGGUGGUGAUGUGAGGGUGGACAUUACGCCAGGCACAAGACCUCCAGAGAAAAAGAAACUGGCAUCCACUCUGGUUGUCGACUUGCUGGCCAACCCAAGCCCCAUCCAUGGCUCUCCCUCCCAUGGAGAAUGUCAGUCAAAUGGAGAUGAUAAAAAUGGGCAUGCCAAGGAGGUCCAGACCCCUAAAGAAGCCAAACCUGUUGAAACUCAGGCACUGCCGAAUGGCAAAACCCGAACUACAGUGACCAAAACCAUGAGCAAGAGAAAGAUGUACCAGCAUAAAGAAAAGAAGGCUACUCAAAUGCUGGCUAUUGUUCUAGGUGUUUUCAUUAUUUGCUGGCUGCCCUUUUUUAUUACUCACAUUUUGAAAACUCACUGUACAAGCUGCGUGGUGCCACUGGAAAUGUACAAUGCCUUCACUUGGCUGGGAUAUGUGAACAGUGCCGUCAACCCCAUCAUAUAUACCACUUUCAAUGUGGAGUUCAGAAAGGCUUUCAUAAAGAUAUUGCACUGCUGAGGACAUUAUUCACUACAUGCAUAGAGGAGGAGAGAUGGAGGAUUUCACAAGAGGUUAGUGCCAUCUUUCACCGCAAUGUGAAAUGAGGGAUAUACAAAGCCAUGCUUUUAGGGCAGAGCAGACAAACUCAUUACAGAAAAUUGAGGUUCAAAUGAAUGUACAAUAGAGUUUUAUUUGUGUGUCUCCAUUAUUUCUGGCAGUGGAGUGCACGUGCGAACGUGUUUAUUAAUUGUAAAAUUUGAGAUGAUCGGUAAUUGGAUCUUACCACAGAGACUUUUAUGCAAGCAGGGACCUGAAUGUCGUAAUUACAUCGUUAUAUCAAUUUAGUGGUGAGCAACUGGUUACAAAAUGCUUACAUCUCUGUUUGAAGUAUUUAUUUAAUCAACAAUCUAUUUAUUUGUUUGAAAACUUGUUAAUAAAGAGUUAGCUAUUGUAAAGACAAAUACAUAAGGUGAAAAUGCCAUUUACGGUUUUAUAAAGCCACAACACAAAGAUACUAGAGGUGUACUCAGUAAUGUUUUGUUUAUGCUGCACUGGUCAUUUUAAACAUACACUGACACCCGGGAGCCUGGAUAGCAGAAUUAUGCAAUUUAAAAGAACAGUUCAUCCAAAAAUUAACAUUUGCUGAAAAUUUACUCACACUCAGGCUAUCCAAGAUGUAUUUGAAUUUGUUUCUUUAUUGGAAUAGAUUUGGGGAAGUGUAUUAGCAUUAAAUCACUAGCUCAUCAAUGGAUCCUCUGCCGUGAAUGGGUGCCAUCGGAAUGAGAGUAUAAAAAGCUUACAAAAACUUCAUGAUAAUCCAAAGCACUAAUCCAGUUCAUCAAUUAAUGUCUUGUGAAGUGAAAGGCAUUUACAAAAGGCCAAAAUACAAUAAUCUAUGAUAAUACUUUGUUCAGUUAAAAAGUCUAUCCCCUGUUGUCCUCUUAUAUCAAAAUCCACUGCCUGUUUUGGACUGUUUUUGCUUGAUUUGUGCAUAUUUCUCUCCUGAUUUUUUUUUUAUAACUUUUAUAACUUUUUCACUGGAGAAAGCUACAGUUUUAUGCAAAAAUUUGGGCAAAUUAUCAUAAUUUCAAUUUAUAAUCUGGUAGGCUUUCAAAGCUGCAACUUCAUUUGUAUAUAAUUCAUACCUUAUGGAUACAUUAACAUUUCAAUUCUGAAAUAACAUUUAUUGAAUCAACAGAAAUGAUGCAAUGUUGAAUCACAACAAAAACAGACAGGUGCAAAAAUUUGGGCACCCAAAUGGAAUAAUCACAUCAGUAUUUAGUAGAGCCACCUUUUGCUGAAAUAACAGCCUGUGGAUGCUUCUUAUUGCCACUAAUAAGUCCCUGAAUUCUGACUGCAGGUAUUCUGACUAUUCUUCCUUGCAAAAUGUCUGCCGGUUUGAUGGCUGCCGAGUGUGGACAACCUGCUUUAAGUCAAUCCAUAGAUGUUUGAUGAUAUUCAAGUCUGGGGACUGUGAUGGCCAUUCUAGAACAUUGUAUCUGGUCCUGUGCAUGAAUUCCUUGGUAGAUUUGGAGCAAUGCUUUAGGUCAUUGUCCUGCUGAAACAACCAACCCCAGCGUAACAUCAACCUCUUGACUGAUUCUUGAACAUUGAACGUUCUUAAGAAUCUGCUGAUACUGGGUGGAAUCCAUGCAACUCUCAACUCUGAUAAGGUUUCUAGUACCUGUGCCUGCCACAAAGGUUGGCCAGAUGAGCCUUUGCAUACCUUAAACAACUCUGCUUGUUGGCAGUACACAGAAAAGGCUUUUAUUGUGUCACCCUUCCAUUGAGCUGUUUCUUGUGCAAAGUCCGCUGGAUUGUGGAAUGAUGUACAAUGACAUCAUCAGCUGCGAGGUGUUCUUGGAACUGGAACUGGUCUGUGGUUUGUCUGUGACCAUUCUAACCAUUCUUCGCUGUUGCCUUUUAGAUAUUUUUUUCAGCCAACCACAUCUUUCUUUGACGAGGACUGUUCCUGUGGCCUUUCAUUUUCUAACUAUAUUUCUGACUGCGGAGAAAGAGAUCUUAAACUUUUGUGAAAAUUUUUGUAUCCUUCUCCUAAUUCAUAUUGACAAAUUAUCCUAGUUUUUAGUUCAUUAUGGAGUUCUUUUGAGUUUCCCAUGUUGCUACAUUCCAGUAGAGAAUCAAGGAGAAGCACAACUAGCAAUUAGCUAUCUUAAAUAUCAUUUCCCACAAUGGGUUGCACCUUAGUUUGCAGAGCCAAUCAAAUCAAUAUUGUGUUGUAAUUAAUCAGCAAUAAGAGACUACAGGUAUUAAAAUCAACACAAUUUUGCAUAGCCUAUUUUUCACAAUUGACUUUAUUCCAUACAACACAGUACUGCUACACUAAGAAUUUCUGUCUGAAAAACAUCGCAUUAUGCAGCGUUCUCUAGAAGCUAAAUGGCAUAUCACUAUAAUAUUUUCUUAUAAAGAAAGAGCUAAUUAUUAUGCAGCCUCAGAGGGGUGCCCAAACUUUUGAAUAAAACUGUAUAUCAUGGAUAGAGAACUCAUAUUUUAGCCAGAAGCAAUGGUUUAAAGUUAUAACAUCUUAAUUAUGUUUUUUUGUUUGUUUGUUUUUAUCAGUAAGAAUGGUCAUGCACCCAGUCACUGCACAGGAUCCAAUGGUGAGCAAGUGAUUUAUUAAAAUCUGUUGUGAUGCAGUAACUCAUCCACCAUUUGGAUGGCAUGUGUACUGUCCUCCCUUCAUGUUUAACCUUUCUGAAGUUUGACAGCAAGUUAAACUCCAUCCAUUAUAAAGCUCAGAAGUGCAAGUUUCAAGUCCAACAUUUAUUACAGCUUGGAUGAACUCUACAAUGGGCCAGAGUGAAACUAAAGGAAAAAUCACAAUCUCCAAUUAGUCUCAUAACCAAAACAUGUUUAAACAAUACAAAUUACAAUACACAGGUUACAAGAAUGUUGUCAAUCCCACACACAUUUGCAUAUCAAGCUACUUUCUAUACAUUUCCAAGAACAUUUAAGAUCUGCACUGAAAAAGCUGCAGACAACAUGCCAUGUAUACAAAUGACAACAUCUUAUCUAUUUUACACAUUAAUUUCAAAUAUAUAUAUAUAUAUAU